Molecule: messenger RNA, 519 nt
Organism: Dermacentor silvarum
Lineage: Eukaryota; Metazoa; Arthropoda; Arachnida; Ixodida; Ixodidae
Product: cuticle protein 10.9
Exons: 3
Coding region: 52-519 (155 amino acids)
Cellular component (GO): chitin-based extracellular matrix
Molecular function (GO): structural constituent of chitin-based larval cuticle
Source: RefSeq, a predicted model, not a curated record
CUCCUAGCUCCAGUGCCCGACGCAUCACGAGGUGAACUCCCACCCGCGGAUAUGAUAUCUAAGGCCCCUGUCUUCCUCGCCCUUGUGACUUUCUUGAGAACGGGUAACGUGUUCGGUGGUGGCCGGCAGUAUGGUUUCCAAGGUGCCGGGUUCCAAGGACCACUGUUCGCUGCGGCUGCUACGCCUGGCUUCUCCGCUGCUGGUGCCUCCUACCCUCCCCAACCGUACAGCUUCGGCUACGACAGCACCGACGAGUUUGGCACCCAGCUUUUUCACAAGGAACAAGGCGAUUCCAGCAAUGCGAAGACCGGUUCCUACGGCUACCGGGACGCCAACGGCCUCUUCCGCAAAGUGAAGUACGUCGCCGAUGCCAAUGGCUUCCGUGCCACUGUCGACACCAAUGAGCCGGGCACCGCUCCGGGUGCUAGCGCAGAUGCCGUGUUCAACGCUAACCCUGUUGCUGCACCUGCAGGAGCAGGUGGUCGCUAUGCGGGAUCUGGUGGUCCCUGGGCUGGCUAG